Molecule: messenger RNA, 465 nt
Organism: Hyaloperonospora brassicae
Lineage: Eukaryota; Oomycota; Peronosporomycetes; Peronosporales; Peronosporaceae
Source: the annotation of a GenBank genome assembly
AUGAUCUGUGAAGCGCGAGCCCCCGAGUAUCAGCCCGUCUUGAUCAACUCGAGAAUGCGGCCAAGUGCUGGGCAACCGCAGCCUCCGUACGACUACGCUGACUGCAACAGCGUCCCGUACAGUCAACAGCAGCAGCAGCAGCAACAGUCACAGCAGCAGCACUUCCGAAGCGACGCCGGACCUUCGAUCGUCAACACGCUCGAAGCUCCAGCGUACUAUCAGCCGUUGCCCAAUGCACCUAAACACGCACCGCAGCAGCAGUCGUACUACGAGCCCAGCUCCCCGGCCGUCACUAUCUCCCAGUUCUCGUACGCACUGGACCAGCACAAACCCAUUGCAGCGUGCCAGCACCAGCACCAACCCACAAGAGCCGUCGGAGUACUGCAGUCCAGUCGUCACACUCAAAACUUGCUCGAAACCUCUCGAGGCCAUGGACCAAAUGUGCGACGUCUGUCGGUACCCUGA